This is a messenger RNA of Sorex araneus (European shrew), 2959 nucleotides long. It is a transcript of the gene HMBOX1, whose product is annotated as homeobox containing 1. NCBI's taxonomy places the organism in Eukaryota, Metazoa, Chordata, Mammalia, Eulipotyphla, Soricidae. Gene Ontology annotation, cellular component: nucleus. Gene Ontology annotation, biological process: positive regulation of DNA-templated transcription. The record is from RefSeq and is a predicted model, not a curated record. The coding region runs from base 352 to 1686 and encodes 444 amino acids. Gene Ontology annotation, molecular function: double-stranded telomeric DNA binding. The transcript is spliced from 11 exons.
GGGAGCGGGGCUGUUGAUAUCAAUAUGGCGGGUGUCAGCCAGACAAAGACAGUCAGUCUGAUGUGAUUGAGACAAGGGAGGUUUUCAGGGGGAGACUGGGAGAUAGGGGCCUCCCCUCCCCCUUCUCCUCUUCCUGCGCCGGCCUCCACCCCUCCCCAGUCCCCUCCCGACGGGCGCCCCGCGCGGAACCCGCCCCUCCCCCGCCCGCUUCCCCUCCUCCCCGCUCAGCCGUCGGCGCCGGGACGCUGGGGAGGGGGCUGUGCCGGGCGCGGACAACUCGACCGGGAAUCGCGAGAAUGGUGAUUGGCGCUGAUCUCCUCUGAGCGGGUAUCGAUCCACCUCAUGUAAAGUAUGCUCAGUUCCUUUCCAGUGGUUUUGCUGGAAACCAUGUCUCACUACACCGAUGAGCCCAGAUUCACCAUAGAACAGAUAGACCUUCUCCAGCGCCUCCGGCGGACUGGAAUGACUAAACAUGAAAUCCUCCAUGCCUUGGAGACCUUGGACCGUCUCGAUCAGGAGCACAGUGACAAAUUCGGAAGGAGGUCCAGCUACGGAGGGAGCUCGUACGGGAACAGCGCCAACAACGUCCCCGCGUCUUCCUCCACGGCCACGGCCUCCACCCAGACCCAGCACUCGGGAAUGUCCCCAUCCCCCAGCAACAGCUACGACACCUCCCCGCAGCCCUGCACGACCAACCAGAAUGGGAGGGACAACAGCGAGCGCUUGUCCCUCUCCAACGGGAAGACGUCGCCCACGCGCUACCACGUGAACAGCAUGGGGCAGCGCUCUUACAGCUUUGAGGCGUCCGAAGAGGACCUCGACGUGGACGAUAAAGUGGAGGAGUUGAUGAGGAGGGACAGCAGUGUGAUAAAAGAGGAAAUCAAGGCCUUUCUUGCCAACCGGAGGAUUUCCCAGGCCGUUGUGGCGCAGGUCACAGGCAUCAGCCAGAGCCGCAUCUCCCACUGGCUGCUACAGCAGGGAUCGGACCUGAGCGAGCAGAAGAAGAGAGCCUUCUACCGCUGGUACCAGCUGGAGAAGACCAACCCAGGGGCUACACUGAGCAUGAGGCCAGCCCCCAUCCCAAUCGAGGACCCCGAAUGGAGACAAACGCCGCCCCCAGUCUCCGCCACCUCGGGCACUUUCCGCCUGCGACGGGGCAGUCGGUUCACCUGGAGGAAGGAGUGUCUGGCCGUCAUGGAAAGCUACUUCAAUGAGAAUCAAUAUCCAGAUGAAGCAAAGAGAGAAGAAAUUGCAAAUGCUUGCAAUGCCGUCAUACAGAAGCCAGGCAAAAAACUCUCAGAUCUGGAACGAGUAACCUCCCUGAAAGUCUAUAAUUGGUUUGCUAACAGACGGAAGGAGAUCAAGAGAAGAGCCAAUAUCGAAGCAGCAAUCCUGGAGAGCCAUGGCAUAGACGUGCAGAGUCCGGGCGGCCACUCGAACAGCGACGACGUGGACGGCAAUGACUACUCAGAGCAGGACACUUGGCAAGUACGCAAUGGGGAGGAGGAGGAGGGAAGAAAUUCAGAGGGAGGCAGAGAAGCAGAGAAGGAUGACAGCACUAGCCAUAGUGACCACCAAGACCCCAUCUCAUUAGCUGUGGAAAUGGCAGCGGUCAACCACACGAUCUUGGCCUUGGCCCGACAAGGAGCCAACGAAAUCAAGACAGAGGCCCUGGACGACGACUGAGGAGGGGGCCGAGCCGGGGAGCCGCCUAGUGUAGACGUAGCACCUUAGCAGACUCCUCCGGUCCGUGGCGUGUGUUCUUCCAGUAUAACUUGCAGUCCCUUGUAUGUCAGUUAGCCGUUAGGGUCUUGUUCUGUGAAGAUGGCAUGGUGCCCUCAGCCUCUGCAUAUACUCAGUAUUAACUCCCAGUACGUAAUAGCCGACCGACCGACCCACCGACCCCCUUCGCCCAGCCCCCGAGGCUAGACAAUGUUGCUGCUCUGUCUUAGCACCCCGAGAAAGUGCUUCCAGGUAUUUAGGUCACCUCCGUCCUCAGAUAUUAGGCUCCGUGUACAACCUUGGGUACCCGUAGAUUACCGUAACACUAGUCAGAACCUCUUUCCUCCCCCGAGACUGAAGGCUGCGAGCUGAGGCAUGGCCCGGGGUCGGCGGACACCCCCGGGGCCAGGAGCACUAGGAGCCCCAUGUGGGGAGAGUCAGCCCCGGCCGCCGUCUCCGUGCCUCUCCAGUCCCUGGGCCCGACCCUGUGCUCUGGGUGCUGCACUCAGAUGCCCACGGACGGACCCUGCCUCAGACCUCGGACGGCCGCCUCCUCUCGCGAGCUGUGUGACUGAGUAGAUACAAUACUGCCUUUUGUCGAUGGGACCACGAUGAAAAGAAAACAGAAGAGACAAAAGAAAGCCAACAAAAUCCACGAAACAAACAAAACCCAGCUUGAGAGCGUGAGGGAAAUCAGAAGCUGAGUGUGUGAUGGGUGUGAAGGCCAGUUCUCAGACGCCUGUCCGUGGCGCGCGUGCCGGAGCCCUGCGCGGGAAAUGCUUUGCCUCCUGUCUCUGUCCCGCUCCCCUGCUACCAAAAGAGUCUGUCCAGGACAGAGCCGAGGUCCGGAGGAGCCAACUUGCAGCUCUGGAGCCCUGAUGUGAAGACGGGCCUCACGAGAGCAGGAAGGGCGGUGGGUCUGCGAGCGGCCACGCGAUGGGACUGUUUGGUGUUCUCUUUACUCUGUCCGUUAGGUCUGGAACGUUCUAUCGCUACAGGCAAUUUAUUUAAUAAUUGGAAGCCAUAUUGAUAAUGGAUGUGGUAAUAUUUGUAAAGUUUAAUCUAUACUUUAAGCGGCAGUAACUAACGGAAUUUUUUUCCUUGAUCACAUAUGUAGCACUUUUGUUACUUUUUAAAGAUAUUUAUAUUUGAUAAACCUUUUUUUUUUUUUCAUUUUGAGAACUCAAAAUACCAAACAGUGAACUUGCGUUAUAAAGUCACCCUGUGAUCACCUUGU